Zerene cesonia (dogface butterfly) is the source of this 3028-nucleotide messenger RNA. Its product is annotated as protein phosphatase 1 regulatory subunit 14B-like. Bases 308 to 814 code for a protein of 168 amino acids. NCBI's taxonomy places the organism in Eukaryota, Metazoa, Arthropoda, Insecta, Lepidoptera, Pieridae. Gene Ontology annotation, biological process: regulation of phosphorylation. The transcript is spliced from 6 exons. Gene Ontology annotation, molecular function: protein serine/threonine phosphatase inhibitor activity. Gene Ontology annotation, cellular component: cytoplasm. The record is from RefSeq and is a predicted model, not a curated record.
CCGCUGCAGCCCGCCGCCCGCGGCGCGCUAGUCGUUGUCAGAGCGUGCAGUCGAAUGUGCGUGCGUUCUGAUUUCCGCGCAAUCCGUUCAGUGGCAAGUGUCUGACACAAACAGUGCGAAGGUGUUGUGUUGCCGUGACGAGCUCCCGCGAUCCGGCCUGGCGAGUGGGCGCAGGCUCUAGGGGCCACUGACCGCGGAUUCGGUACGACUCCUCUCCGCUUGCUGCCACCGACGCUCGCUGAUCCUCUUCACAGACCUAUCUUUUAGAUCUGUCAUUGCUUUAGGCCGCAGCAGCGGCGGCGGCGCCAUGGAGUGCGGCGUGGCGGCGGCGAGCGCGGCGGGCGCGUUCCCGGCACGCGGCCACCCCCCUCACCCCGCGCACCACGCGCACGCCGCGCACCCCGCGCAUCCCGCGCUAUCGCCCACCGAGCGCUCGCCCGCUAAAGCGGGAUUACAUGUCAAUUUUAGUGAUAAAGGCGAAGUUAAGGAGCGGCGCGAAAAGUUUCUGACGGCGAAGUACGGCAGCCACCAGAUGGCGCUGAUCCGCAAGAGGCUCGCCGUGGAGAUGUGGCUCUACGACGAAUUGCAGAAAUUGUACGAGUCGCCGAGCGAGACUGCAGCAGGCGCGGGGAGCGCGGCGGGCGGGGGGAGCGCCGACCAGGAGGUAGAAGUGGACAUCGACGAGCUGCUGGACAUGGACAGCGACGACCAGCGUCGCCGCCAUCUCACGGUGCUCCUAGCUGAUGCCAAGAAACCUCAAAAGGAUGUAUAUAAAUUUAUCAACGAUCUAUUAGAAAAGGCGAAGACGCUGUAAGUACGUGAUAAUGGAACCAAAUCUCAAGAAGGCGCGGCGAGGCGCGGCGCGAGUAGUUUAAUUCAAGUUACGGAUCUCACACGCGAAGCAUCGCGGGCCUGGCCCCGAGCGGGCGCGCGGCGCUGCUCCGCGGGUGGCCCGGCCGGCGGCGCCCCUGCUCCGGUGCUGUGCCACUCUACGCACAGGGGCUACUGCCACUGUACAAAUUGUUAUUGUUUGGAAUCAAAAGAAAAAUUGCUUUUUUGAAAAAAGAAAUAGAAUCAACUGCAAAUAUUGAACUCUAUAGUAGAAAAAAAAUAUGAAUAAGCCAGUGGCAGGGAAGUACGUUGACCGUGAAAGAUAGAUAACCACGGCUUUUGGUUGCGAUCCCAAGUAGUCUUGGAGUCGCAGUCUAGAUAAAGUUAAUGUAACCUAUUUGUACUAACGGUUAUAUAGUGUAAGCGUUUUAUAUUUUUCAAGUAAUACAGUUCAGUUUCAAUAUUCAGAGUCCACUCCCAACGCACGGGGACUAACAGUGCACUGAACAUAUCAGUUGUUACAGACGACUUUAACAAAUGUUUGUUAAUUAACAAACAAUUAGGCCACACGACUUUCGACUCGAGAUGUUUUUCAUAGUAUUCUUAUCAAAAUAGUUUCUAAUUUUAUUGCUUUUAUACAACAACACAAUAAUGAGAUCAUACAGAAAUUCAUCAAAUUAGAUUAAAUCAAAGUUUAUUAUCACCUUAUAUUCUGUAGCAUUUUUUAUUUUGAAAGUGUGGGUAUGCCACUUAGUAAAAUAAUAGGCUGCUAUUUCUAUGUCAGCUACGUACCAAAACUGCGCUUUCAAUUGACUUCAAAAAAAGGAGGUUUGCAAUUCAACAACGUUUUUUUUCAUUGGUGUUUGUUACCUCAUAACUUUUUAUUGGAUGAACCGAUUUUUAUAAAUUGUUUUUUAUUUGAAAGCUUCUUCCUUCCAGGUGGUUCCAUUUAAAUUUGGUCUAAUUCUGAAUCUUGAAGGCAGUUUAGUUCUUGUUAAAAAGAAUAAUUCUAUCAAUAUUAAAUAAUCUGUCAAUGAAUUUAGAAUAAGUAGGCAGUUUCUAACUAAAAAUUGGGGUAAAAAGACAGUCGUGAAAAGAGAAGAUGAGCUAGGGAUAGCCCGUGGAUAGCCACGCAAUUAUUACAUUACAAUGCAGUAAAUAGGCAUGGAGUUAAACGAGAUUACCCAGUGCAACAGCACGGGACAUUGGACAGUUCACCAUGAAUCAGUCGUUAGUGAAUUAUUAGUUAGUAAAUCUAAUUACAAUAAAAUUUAAUCUCAAUCAAAAUCAAUCAAACAAUCUCAAUAAAAAAUGUUUAUGUAUGUAACUGCUAAAAGUCGUGUUUCUAUCCACCUUUUCUCGUUGCCAUUAACCCCACAUCCGUGGUCUAUUCACCGCCUUCGUCGUUAAUUUUUGAGCCUGAAGUAGUAUCAAUUUUAUUUAGCUAAUGUGCAGUUAUGGUUAAUAUUUUAUCGUCUUUUUUGUAGUAAUUUGACAAGUUGACGCUUUUAUGUGGAUGGCCGGAAUUUAGGAAACUAUUGCUGUGUAUAAAAUUUAUUAGCUAAUAUAGAAAUAGUAUUUUCUUGUGUUUGAUAUUACGCAAGUAUUAUACAUUUAGAAAUUAAAAACUUUUUAACGGAUUUAAAACGCGAUUUAUUCAUAUAUAUUAUUAACCCGACGUUUCGAACACUUUACAGCAAGCGUGGUGGUCACGGGGAGACUAAUAUAGAAAUGCUGCAAUUAAAUAAGCAAUUCAGCAAUUACCUAAUUUUGGGAUUUCUUUCUGUCCUCCCAGAAAUGGCUAUUCACCAUGAUUUACAUAGAAAUUCCUAUCAUUUAUACGAUAACUCAUCAAGUCCCUAGAAGGUAUAUUAUAAGUAAACAACGUUGCCACAAACGAAAACACCGGAACUGAAUUUGUUUACUUUGCGUAAUUAUGUGUACGUUGCACUAUUGCUGUAGCAUUUAAUUAAUAAAAAUAUACAAUAAUUAAUAUUUAUUAAUAUGAAUAUUAUGAUAAAUGCAGAGAGCGCUGGGUGGCGCGGGCGUUUGGGUUGCUUGAAUAUUUGAUGAGCCGAGCUGAGCGCGCGGCAAAGUGCAUUGUUUUGGUGUAUCGUGUAGUUUGCGUAUUAGGACCUAGCCUGAAAGAAACUGUCAAGUGAUGAUGAAAUUUUUGUAAUAAAUCCAUUUAAUACGU